AGAUUCCACAUUCGCCAUCGUAUCUUCGAGAAUCAUAGCACUCAUUGGCUACAGGACCGCUCAGUAAAAGGCACUUUAAUACACAGCUUCACCCAUAUCGAGUCUCCACCCAGUAUCGGACGUUCUCACAGAUCUCUUGAAACCGCCACCAUACGUCCUAGUCGAACAAUCUUCAGUACUUUUGCGUUUUUCCUGAUUCCUAUCCUCAUGUCUCUCAACAUGUCGUCUCUGUUCGCUCGCUUCACACGUCCGUUCACUUCAAGCACCAUGAGAGUUGCCCCCGAGAGUUCUGGCCCGGCGAACCAGCCAGCGGGCAGUAAGCAGGCGACGCUCGCAGCAGGCUGUUUCUGGGGAGUAGAGCACAUGUACCGUCAUACCUUCGCCGACAAAGGUCUCAUUGACGCACGUGUCGGCUAUAUCGGCGGCAAUACGGAAAACCCAUCCUAUCGCGCAGUCUGCAGCGGCAGCACCGGACACGCAGAAGCACUACAAGUGAUAUAUGACCCCACCAAGCUCUCGUAUCGCACCAUAUUGGAAUUCUUCUAUAAGAUGCACGACCCAACGACGACGAACCGUCAAGGUCCAGACGUUGGAUCACAGUACAGGAGCGCCAUUUUCUACCACGAUGCUGAGCAAGAGAAGGAGGCGCGCGAGAUAACGAAGAAGGUCAACAGUGAAUGGUGGAAUAACAAGGUUUCUACAGAGAUUCUACCAGCUGGGCCAUGGUAUGAUGCGGAGACUUAUCAUCAGAAAUACCUGGAUGUCAAUCCGGGUGGGUAUGAGUGUCCAAGCCAUAUUCUACGUAAAUUCCCACCGCUCUCAUCAUAGGAGUAGCGUUAUCUGCUAGAAGCAUAUUGAAUUAAUGAAAAACUAUAACCCAUAGGAAAGUUCCAAUAUGUUUUAUACGUUGUAGUAUUAUUGUUUAUCACUACCGAUUGUCG
This is a messenger RNA of Pseudovirgaria hyperparasitica, 941 nucleotides long. RefSeq names its product peptide methionine sulfoxide reductase. NCBI's taxonomy places the organism in Eukaryota, Fungi, Ascomycota, Dothideomycetes, Acrospermales, Acrospermaceae. Gene Ontology annotation, molecular function: peptide-methionine (S)-S-oxide reductase activity. The transcript has a single exon. Bases 220 to 828 code for a protein of 202 amino acids. The record is from RefSeq and is a predicted model, not a curated record.